Molecule: messenger RNA, 1374 nt
Organism: Syzygium oleosum
Lineage: Eukaryota; Viridiplantae; Streptophyta; Magnoliopsida; Myrtales; Myrtaceae
Exons: 1
Coding region: 1-1374 (457 amino acids)
Molecular function (GO): protein binding
Source: RefSeq, a predicted model, not a curated record
AUGGACGCCCACGCGCCUCCGCCCCCGCCGCCGCCCUCCUCCUGCCCGGACUCCCGUGGCUCCUCCCCUCGCUCCCGCGAGCUCGACCCCGACCCCGCCCCCAACCUCUCCUUCGACGAGCCGCCCCCGCCCCCUUCCUCCGCCCCCUCCGCCGCCGCCGCCAAGGUCAAGCUCCUCUGCAGCUACGACGGCCGGAUCCAGCCCCGCCCCCACGACCACCACCUCGUCUACGCCGGCGGCGACACCAAGCUCCUCUCCGUCGACCGCUCCGUCAGGUUCCCCGCCCUCGCCUCCAAGCUCGCCUCCCUCACCGCGGCGCCCGAAUUCUGCCUCAAGUACCAGCUCCCCGGGGAGGACCUCGACGCCCUCGUCUCCGUGGUCAACGACGAGGACUUGGAGCACAUGCUGCUCGAGUACGACCGGCUGUGCGGCGCCUCCGCGAAGCCCGCGCGGCUGCGGCUCUUCCUCUUCCCGUUCAGCUCCGGGUCUCUGGGCUCGGGCUCCAGCGGCGCGAAGUCGGAGCGGCAGUGGCUCGGGGACGCGUUGGACUCGGCGCGGGCCGCGAAUUUCGGGGCGGCGAAUCCCGAUUAUCUGUUCGGCUUCGACAAGGUUUUCUCGGCGGUGCCGCCGCCGGUGAAUUUGCAGGACUUUGUGCAUGCGCCGGUCGUCGCCCAGUUCGGGUUGGAGGAUCGGCGCGUCGCUGGAGAGCAGGUUGCGCCGCCGCCGGAAAUUCAGCAACAGAUUCAGGCGCUGGAGAGAGCACAUAUUUCCGAUCAGCAACAAGAGGCCGCGACGAAUGGAAGCGGCGACGGAGUCAAUCCUGGCGUUUGCACCGAUGAGUACCUUGCUGCUCCGGCAAAACUAGAGACAUUGGCGACAACAGCGCAGGCUGCCGCUCAGGUGGCCGCGCCGGUGCAGAUGCCACCGGCGGCGGCGUACUUGCCGGAGCGGCCCGUGACGGGCGGAGGUUUGCCAUUGGCGGUGAAUGGGGGCCAACCAGCAUACUACAUUCCCGCUCCGGGCGGCGGUGGCUACUUCGCUGCCAUUCAACCGGUGACCGGACCUAUAGGUCAGGGUUACUACGGAGUGCAGAGACUGGGGCCGGAGCUUUACCGGGAACAGGCACUUUAUAAUGCGGUCCAACCUCAGCAAGCCCAGGUCGGUGCUUACGGUGAGGGGAGUCAGGUGGUGCAGCAGCCCGUGAUGGCCGAGGCAGGUUUCUCGCAGGUGGUUUACUAUACGGCGGCCGGAGGGGUAGUUCCGGCAUAUCAGGCGGCGGCGACGGCGGCGACCGUCAAUGGGAUGCAAGGUGGUGGCGCGUUGACUCAGGAUGGUAAAGUUGUUGGUCAGAUACCACAGACAACGGCUGUGUGA